AUGCGUCACGGGGAAGAAGACCAGCACGUCAAGAUGCAGGGGAGCUUAGAGGCUCUCCAUCUUGGAAGCGGAAAUUCUCGGUGUUUCACUUCAUCGCAGGCCGCCGGGCAGGGAGAAGAUCCGUUCUCCUCGCGCAUGUCCGCUGCGAGCACUCAGGACCUCUCGUCACUCUGUCCACCUGAGGCGUCAAGUCUUCUUUUCGCAACUCCUUCUGUCAACGCUGUCCACUCCUCGUCUUCUUCCUCUUCGUCAUCGUGGACCUCUUCUUGCCCUGGAGAAGCCGGCAAAAUGCAUUCGCCAGCUAGGAAGAACGGCGACUCGGGUCAAGGAUUUUCUUCUGUGUGGACGGCAUUCGACGAAGACGACACGCUCUUUCAACAGCCUUCGAGCAGCAACCCCAACGAAAGCUUUGCUGCUAACGCGAAGCCGUCUCUCUUCUUAGGUUCUUCCCUCUCUCCACGAGGCGCCGUCGCGUCUGAUGUGCGGCUACGCUCGCCAGUCGCCGCAGGCGACACCCUGUUUCCGGGGGUCUUGUCGCCACGACUGCGGUCGGAGCUGGGGCGCGAGGGCUGCGCGGGAGCGGACAGUUGGGAUCCAAAAGAGACACCGGAAGAGGCAGGAGACAGAUUUCUGAAGGAGGAGGAUUUCUGUCCGUGGGUGGACGCGUCGUCGUCUCGGGAUCGUGGCGUUGACGCCGCCGCUGCUUUUCCUUUCGCGUCGCCGUCUGCCUCAUCUCCUCGAGAGCUUCCACUGCCUUCAGGCUCUGGGUCGCCGAUCUCUGGGGUGGUCACUUCGUUCUCAGACCCUGCCGGGGCGUCGCCCGCCGUCGGCAUAUCUGCCCCAUCGGCGCAUGCAGAUCUGGACAUUCGGAACUCGAAGGCAGAGGGAGACUCUUCCUGCACUCUUCAGGCGCGUUCUGGGAGUUCUGCUGCAUCAGAACAGGGCGAAUCGUCAACGGGUGAACCGAAAGUUGGUGAAGGGGGGACGGCGCCUGAGGAAGGAACAGGAGAAGGAAAUGCAGAAGGACGGGACGGCAUCGGUGACGGUGCGAAGCACGCCGACGAGGAGUCUGUCUCUCCAUCGCAGUGUCACGGGUUGUCGCAUCCUGCGACUUCUUGUUCUCUCUCUGGUCUCCCUCUCGCUUCGGCCUCUUUUUACCCAGCUGCGUCCUCCCUCACUGCGGGGAAAGCAGCCUCGAGAGGCACUCCCUCGGGUGCUAAAGGUCUCCUCACUCUCCCGGUCUCUCCUGUCCUUUUUCAAGAUGAGAAAGGGUACCCUGAAGGCAUGCCCAACUCCACCUUCUCUCCGUCUCGGCAAGAGUCUGCAAGCCCGCAAGAAAGUGCCACUGGAGAGAGGAGAGAGAGCGAAGAAGGCAAGCAGCUAGAACACGAGCCAGAGGAGGAAAGGGAAGGGCGCGCGAGGGAGCCGGCGCGGGGCGAAACCGAAUCUCCUGUCUCGAGCUCCUCGCCUCUCGCGUCGGCGUUCUCGCCGCCGAGAACUCGAGAGGGAGAGGGAGAGGAAGAACAAGAUUUCCCGAUCGAAGAAGGGAGACAAACCGAGGAUGUCGCGGAGAAAACCACGGGGGCCCUACCCUCUUGCGAGGGCGAGUCUUCAGUUCCCCGUGGGGGAGUGCUCCCUGCUUGCCCCUCGCCUCCACCUCCACCUGCUUCCGACGCCGCUGACCUCUCCACCGAUCCUGAAAGCGUUUCGUCGGCUCCCUGCUCUCCUUCCUCUUCUACUCUGUCUAGCGCCCGGCGUCGGCUGGACAUGGUGGACGAUGCGGAGGCUCGUUUGAUGUUGUCGACGCUGAUGCAUCCAGACGACCAAGAGAGCCGGAGGUUUCUUCAACAGGUCCAGCAAAACUCGGCGGCAGCUGCCUCCUCGCUGCCGCAACCGCAUGCAGACUCGGGUCGCGCCUCGCCUUCCGAGCCGUCGGGCGGCUUCUGGAGUGCCGGGGGCUGGGGCGGUCGUAGUCGAGAUGUUUCUGUCUCCUCUUCUCCCUCUGUCUCUCACGCGGCAUCUCCGCCAGCCGGCGCCUCCCGGUUUCUGUUUCGAGCGCUGAACUUUGGCAUUCCAGGAUUCCGGAGUGCGCGGCAGGAAGAGAAAGGCGGAGACGAAGAGGGCGGGCGACAGUCCAGCGACGGUCGCGAACGGCCGGCGACUUUGAGCGAAGCCACGACCGAGUUCGAACGCCUCCUCGAGGCCCAACAACCGGCAACCAGAGCCGCGCCCAAGGAUCCCGACGGACUCGCGCGAGAAGCGCCUUCCAGGGCUUCUGGUAUCUCUGCGAUGGAGCGGAAGCGUGUGGAGGACGGCGAGGAGCCUGGAGAUACGCGGCUCGACAGAGAGAGCAACGCAGGCGGUAGCGAUCUCGGCCAGAAAGCAGAGAAGAAGGAUGGCGACGCUCUGCCUUCUUCUCUUCCACCCCCUCCGGGUUCAUCAUCUACCACGCCCCGGGAGAGAAAUGCGCCAUCAGCACAACAUUCGUCGGCCAUGCCUGCGCGUCAUCCUUCGUCGCUUACGCCUUCUCCUUCUCAGGCUUCCGCCUCGUCUGCUUCUUUCUCUGCAUCUCUCGCUGCGCCGUCGCCGACCGUGUCAGGGAAGCCUCGGACGCCGUACAAUGUCUUUCUGGAGCGGCUGAAGCAUCCGUCCUGCUCAGGAGUCGUGGUUUCUGUGAAGCGCUUCGUGGAGAUGUUUCCAACGAAUCUUUCGCGAGCCGAGGCGGCUCGACGCAUCCACCCGUUUCUGUCGCAGGUCCAGGCGGCGCUGCUGAAGGCUGAGGUGUUUGCUGGUGCCAAGACGGAGAGCGAACGGCAACAGGUGAUGGAGGGUUUGGAGAGGUUCGUGUUGCAGAAACUGCAUACGAUCUUGUUUCGCGAGUCGCCCGAGGACCGCGCAGAGAAUGAGGCUUUGCGGAGGAAACUGCACUGUCUAUCCUGGGUCGAGUUCCGUCACCUGGAAGUCCCGCCGCUGCCGAACGCGUCGGCCCUGGCGCUCGGCGCGCGGGAGAUCGAGAGACUCGACAAGAUGCGCUGUCCCCGCGACAAACUGGUCCUCAUUCUCAACUGCUGUCGCGUGAUCAUCGCCGUACUCGACUCCGCCAGCAAAGCCGCCGGCAGCUCCACACCGCCCGCAGCCGACGACCUUCUCCCGCUCCUGAUCUACACGCUCAUCCAGGCGAAGCCGAACUCACUCCACUCGCACAUCCAGUUCAUUUCUUUCUUCCGACACCCCUCGCGGCUCGUCAGCGAAGAGGCCUACUUCUUCACGCACUUCUGCUCCGCGGUCGAGUUCGUCAAGAUGCUUGGCCAGCCUGGAGUCACGCUGAACGACGUGAGCGACGAGGAGUACAGACGCCGGAUGGCGCAGGCUGAGGCCGAGUACGACAGAGAACGCGAGCGACAGACAGCGGUGAAGAAGGACGAGGGAGGCGAACAGAAGGUGGAGGUGAACAACGCAAACAACCUCCAAGGUUCGCGGGGGCCUGCGACCGGAAACGACGCGAACGAGAGAACCGGCAACAGCGGCGCAGCUCCAUUCGCUUCUUCCGCCCAUCCGAGUUUCUCGCAGGCCUUCAGUCUAGGGACGGAUGCGAAGAAAAUAGAGACGAAAGAACAAGAGGAGACGGGGAAAGGCAAAGAGAGAAGUCGCGAGGAAGACUUUGGCGGCGUGGCACCCGCGGCCUUGGCUGCAGCGGCUUCGGCGCUGUCGACACUGGAACAUCUCUCGUCGUCUUCUUCGCCCUUUGUCCGCGGAAGCUACGAAAGAUCGGAGAAACAGAGAGAGAUUCUCGACCUCUGCGAUGACAUUCAAAGACAGCCUCUCUCCUUCCAGGGCGUCUCCAGUGCGGACCUAAAGGUGGGGCAAAUCCCGGCGCUCCUCAAAGAGUACAACGAACUCGCAGAUUUGCUGACCAGAGCUGCGUGUCUCCUGCGCGACCCAGGAGUCGACGCGGACGCGAAACAUAGUGACAGGAAAUGA
Toxoplasma gondii ME49 is the source of this 3981-nucleotide messenger RNA. RefSeq names its product vacuolar sorting protein 9 (vps9) domain-containing protein. The transcript has a single exon. Gene Ontology annotation, cellular component: cytosol; endocytic vesicle. Lineage: Eukaryota; Apicomplexa; Conoidasida; Eucoccidiorida; Sarcocystidae. The coding region runs from base 1 to 3981 and encodes 1326 amino acids. The record is from RefSeq and is a predicted model, not a curated record. Gene Ontology annotation, molecular function: guanyl-nucleotide exchange factor activity; small GTPase binding. Gene Ontology annotation, biological process: vesicle-mediated transport.